This is a messenger RNA of Closterium sp. NIES-67, 1131 nucleotides long. The record is from the annotation of a GenBank genome assembly. Lineage: Eukaryota; Viridiplantae; Streptophyta; Zygnematophyceae; Desmidiales; Closteriaceae.
AACAUGGCGGGGGUAACUUCCCCUCUCACCUAUCUACUGAAGAAGGGAAAGUUUUAUGAGUGGGGGGGGAGAGCAGCAGGCUGCGUUGAACAGCUCAAAAAUUUCCUGACUACACCUCCAGUUCUUCGGAUUGCAGAUCCUCACCGUCCGUUCGAGGUCAUCACCGACGCUAGCGAUCUGGCCAUGGGCGCAGUACUGUUACAAGACUUCGGCGAAGGCCUCCAACCCAUCGCCUACGAGUCACAAAAGCUGAACCCGGCCGAGCAAAAUUAUCCUGUCCACAACAAGGAGUUAGUCGCCAUCGUUCGCGCUUUCAAAGUCUGGCGCUGCUACCUGACGGGUACUGACGUGACAGUCCGAACAGACCACAAGUCGCUACAGUUCAUCCGCGCCCAACCGACACUGAAUCCCCUACAGAUUCGCUGGCUUGAUUUCCUCGAGUCCAACUUCCACUACAGAGUCACCUACAAAUGGGGGGUUAGCAACGUCGCCGACGCACUGACCCGCCCUUCAGUCCACACCGCCGCAGUCCUAAUUACCCAAGCUAAUCCACUGCUAACUGGCCUAUUCACCCACGGAUACAGUACUGGCCCAUUCUUCACCACUAACAAUCAUCCCCAACUGACGGUGACGAUGGAUUUCGUCACUGGCCUGCCAGCUGGUCCAAGCAGUAACGACACGAUUCUCGUCGUCAUUGACCGGUUGACCAAGAUGGCCCACUUCGUCGCCUGCAAGACAACGAUUACUGCCGAGCAGACAGCGGAGCUGUUCCUCAGGAACAUCGUGCGGCUAAACGGCAUCCCCUUAGCAAUCAUUAGCGAUCGUGACCCACGGUUCACGUCCAACUUCUGGACAAAAACAUGGCAGCAAUACGGCACACGUCUGCAUCUAUCCACAGCGUAUCACCCACAAUCUGACGGCCAGACUAAGCGCACCAAUCAGACGAUGGAGCAGCUGAUUCGCACGACAUGCACAGACCCGGCCCAAUGGGAAGACUCCCUUUCCUUGAUCGAGUUUGCAUACAACAACGCCCCAUCGGCCACGAUUACUCAGUCCCAGUUCUUCCUUAAUUACGUGAUCCGACAAACCCGCUAUCGCCGCCGAUAGAAAACCCGGCACCAAGAUCUCAGC